Molecule: messenger RNA, 10094 nt
Organism: Sitodiplosis mosellana (orange wheat blossom midge)
Lineage: Eukaryota; Metazoa; Arthropoda; Insecta; Diptera; Cecidomyiidae
Gene: Hers
Exons: 11
Coding region: 1592-8695 (2367 amino acids)
Molecular function (GO): chromatin binding
Source: RefSeq, a predicted model, not a curated record
ACAGUCAAAUGAGAAACGAAAAAAACGUAGGGCGCGCCAUCAUCAUUUUCUCAGUUGCGUUCGAUAUAUUUUUCAUAAUUUGUUCGGAAAUUGACGGGAAAAGUUCGUAAAAUUGUGCAAAAAUCACCAAUGAAUAUCAUUGAAUUGAAAUUGUGAUCGAAUAAAGUUCAACGGCUUAUCGUUUGCUUCGAACGAAUGUGGUGUUCAGUUGUGAAAUUCUGAUAAGAAAAUGUUCCAUGGACGAGAGAGAGUGUGUUACGCGAAGUGAAAAGUACGAGUUCUAUUCAGUAGUAUGCGAAGUGAGAGUAGCAAUAGUGCGUUCAUACGUGCCACAGUGUACAGUGUGCAGUAUGCUUGAUAACGUUAAACCAUGUAAACUUAUUUAAAUCGAACGGUAACGUUGACGAAUACCGAACAUUUGCUAUGCGAUUUUUCAGUUAAUAUUCAAACGACAUUGAAUCAAAGUGUGAAAAAGAAAAGAAAGCGCUUCGUUGCGAUGAAAUUCAAUUUUCGCAUACGCAUUUAAUUUCAUUAGGAGGCGAAAAUUACGCACAUUCAAAGUUUCACAAUAUAAUAAUACGACUUUCGACAGAUUAAGCGCCCUCGAAGAAAAGACUAUGGAAAUAUUCGAAUCGACCAGACGCCUUUAAUUGUAAUCAUCUGAUAAAUUACAGCGCCUUUUCUCGGCGCUCUAGAGCUAUUAUCCUUUUUGUCGGCAACAUUCAGCCAACACAUCAACGGCGUCAAACGCGCGCGAGAGAGAUACGCAACGAUAACGUCUUUCAAGCUCAUUAUCCAGCAAUUUUAUCAACCAAACCGUGUGCAUCAAACUCACUCACAAGACAUAUCGGCACGAAGAACAUCGAUACGCAUGUUCGGUUUUGCGGGAAAAAGGCACGUUUUCCAAAUCGUUCGCAAAAUCAAUGCUAAGAAACAGAGCAUUUUCCGCCAUCGCAUGCGAAUCACUUCCAUUGUGAGUUCAGUUGUUGAUAUGUAAGCAACCUGAUUUUCGUCAACCGAAUCUCGUUACUCUAUCUCUCCCCCUCUCAUUGUGUUCGGUGAUAUCGUGAGAAGACUUUUCAUUCACAAGGAAUUUUCGAUCAAGUUGAGCGCAAUCAGAGUGCCGAAACGCGUAAACAAUCAAUAACCGAAGUGAGCUGAACAGAACAGCCAAUGUUGUGUGUUUGUGGAUAUAAAUAGUUUAACAGUGACGAAGAAAAAAGAAACGUUGAAAAUAAUGAAAGGGUUGAACACACAUUUGGUUGAAAUCCAAUGGUGAAAAGUGAGUGCGUCUAAGCAAUUUCAGUUCAUCGAUAAUUUGUGAAUGAUUUCAAACUGAAUAAUUUAGUGUGUGUUAAGCGCUAAAAUUGUGUGCAAACUGCCAAAGUGCUUGUAUGAACAGAACAGCCUUCAAAACUAUAUAUACACAUAUAUAUGUAUGUUGGUUUCACAUUCAAGUGGCAUUUGUUCUAAAUUCGAAUUCCCGAUUUGGAUUCGGAUAGUCAAACUACAUUUCUGUAGACAAUGUUGGCGAUCAACACAUUAUUCACAUUCGACUGAAGGAAUUCCAUUCAACUGAAGUACAAAUAAAAUGCAUGCGAAAAAACCGCAGACGAGAUUGGCUGGAUCGUUGGCAAAAUCGCAAAAGCCUAAAGUAAAGAAGCCAAUAAAACCAAAUACUGCCUCCAAACAACGUCCCAUUCCGUCAUCCGUUAAAUCUGUUUCGAGUAAAAAACUAACAAUCAAAAAAUCGGCAAAAACCAAAGAUGAAUGCGAAAAUAAUGAGAAAAAAUCAAAGUCAUUAAAUAAAACUGAAAGCAGCAGCACAACGGGCAAAUCAGCAUCAGCAUCAGCAGCAUCAGCAGCGAUGGGAUUCAAUUCUUCCAAAGAAAAGUCGAAUAACAAAAAACCGAAAUCGGAAAGGAAAUCCACCACGCCAAUUCCACGGCGAAAAGACGAAACGGGAAUCAAUGGCGAGAAGAAGUCAGCGGCUGCCGUCGCUGUCGCUGCUGUAAAAGACGAGAAAAUCAUUAAGAGCAAAGAGUUGAAAAACUUAGAUAUUCAACUGUGCGGCUAUAGCAGCGUGGCGGUGGUGACCCGCGAAUCGACCGGAUCUGACUCAGACACGGAUCGUAUAAUAAAGGCAUCGAUAUGCGAAAAUGUGAAAACGAAGGCGCGUGCCGCAUCAGCAACAUUCAAUUCAUCGGGUAAUCGGUCACCUUCCUCGGUUAGUUCACCUGGACCAAAUCAUUCGAACAAAAGUGCAGCCACAAACGAAAAACUCAGCAAAAAUGAAGCAGCUUUAAAAUCCGCUGAAAAUAAAAGCGAUAAUAAAAUGGGCAAAAAGAAAGAGACGGCCAAAGUUAAAUCGCCCGCUAAACCGAAACCAACGACAAAAUCGGCUCAAGACGAUGAGAAAAAUAAGAGAAGUACUAAUGACAACAGAAAGACAGAGGGUGAUAAAAAUGCAAACAAAUCACAAAAGGCAAAAUUGAAGCCAACAAACGAAUCGCCAGCCAAAGUGGUUGCACCUGUCGUUUCAACGGAGAAACGGAUAGAAAUCAAAACACAAGUGGACGAAUCGAAAUCACUUAUCGACACAAUCGCCGAGGCGAUAAACGAAGUGGUAAAACAGUACAAUGUCAGCAACAACAGUAGCGGCAGCGGUGAAGCAACAGGACCACCACCACACACGAACAACACCACCAGCACCAGUACCAAACCAGUUAAAAAGGAUAAUAAAAUUGUGAAAACGACAAAGAAAAAAGUUUUAAAUGAAAAGAAAUUAGAUGUAAUUGAAUCAGCGUCCGACUUGGUAACAAAUAGUCGAGACGCAAUCAAAACGAUAUCAAAGAAUGCGAAAGCAAAACAAAAACUUGCAAAUGACAAUAAAACCGAUGAUAAAAUUGGCGAUCAAAUUAAACAAAGCAGUGAACAGAUUAUGGACAAAGAAACAGCUGCCGCAAUUCCGAAGGCGUCUCCGCAUCAGGCAUCAACCGAGGACACAAAGUCAAAGAAACCGAAUGAUAAAGCGAAUAAGUGUGGUGGUAGCAAAGGCACAGCAAAACCAAAACCUAGUAAAAAAUCUGCAAAUUCCGAACAAACCGAGGCAAAAGGAUCCAAGAUUAUUAAAAUCGAUUUGAAAAGCAAAAAGAAAGUCAAAUCAUCGUUGGCGACAGUAAAAUCCGCAUCAUUGAAAUCGGCAGCAAAACAACUCCAGAACAAAACGACAAAAGAACUGAAAGUGUGUCAAGAUGAUGGAAAGAAAAAUGAUGAGCAUAAAUCUCCAGCUGAACCAGAUGAAAUGUCUGACGACGACAAUUUAUCAUUGACUGAGCUCAAAGCCCAGCUAAACUCAAAAAGUGACGCACAAAAAACGGAAUCAAAUGCGAAAAGCUCCAAUGCAAGUACAAAACUAGUCAAUGCUGCAAGCAGUUCAGCAAACAAACAAAAUACAGCAAAAAGUAGUAACUUUAAAAAACCAACGGGUUCGAGUACUGGAACGGGCGUUGCUGCUGCUGCUGCUGCUGCUGCCACUGCCGCUCCAAAAAAGAAGUUAACAAACCAAAAGGAAACUGGAACAGCAACAACGAGCAAAUCAGAUGUGUAUGAAUUUCAUGAUGCAAACUUUAGCGGCGAUGAUACACCAUACGUGCACAAGAAAAAGCGCGAAAAAAUUCCAUCAAAUGCAGCGGCCAAUGAGAAGAGCGUGGGAAAAGAUGAUGCUAAAAAGACCGUCGAGAAAUCAAAAACUUUACCAUUAAAGAAACAAAUCAGGCACAAAGUUAUGAAAGAAACAGCUAAAACAACAAAAACCGAUCCCAAGCCAACGUCAACAAGCACAAAAGGUAGCGCCAGUCGAAAUAGUGCAUCUGACGCGAAAAUCGAACAAGGUGACAAUGAUCCAGAUAGUAAUGCCGGCGAAACAAAGAAAUCGACAAAAGUGCAUGCAAAUAAUGGCCACAAAUUGGCAGCCAAGAAUCGUCGCUUGAAACUAUUUGGAUUUUAUUCGGGACCAAAACGACAUCGAAUGGCUUCAUUGAAUGCACUGGCAAAAGUUCAAUGUUUGUAUGAGAACGAAUCACGGACGGCUCAAGAGCUUGGUUUCGUCAAAGAGCCACAAAAUGUGCAACGAAUGAAAAUUGUUUCGGAUGCUGAUAAGAUUGAACCGAACCAAGCGACGGCCAAGAGCAGCCAUGGCAAAGAGAAGGAAGUGAAAGCCGAUAUGGAGAAGAAAGGAAAGAAGCCGAAAAAAGAUGGUGACAAUGCAAAUAGCGAAAUAGUUCGUGAUGACGUUGCUGUUAAUAAUCGAACUUUGCGCAAAGUGCCGGGUGUACGUGGUGAGGGCACAAUGUGGGAAAUGGAGAACAGCAGCAUGGACGAAUCUGACACGGAAAGGGAAGAAACACAAACGACGAAACCACAAAAAGCCAAAGUAAAAAAGAAACCUUUACCGAAAAAGUCAGUUGCAUCGACCAAAAAACAGCCAAACACUGUCGGCAAAGAUGAAUCGAGUAAAGUGGCUCAUAAAAAAUUGAAAGCAACUCCAAAUAAAGCGAAAAAGAAGAAUGUCACCAAGGCAAAACCAAACAGCGAUGACAGUGAUAAUAGCAGUAAUGACAGCGAUUCCGAUCGUGAAUCGCACACAACUGACCGAAAGCCUGUGCUGAAAAAAUUUAAAAAAUCCAUAGCUCGCAAGGCUGCCACAGCAUCAACCACCACCGUUUCCAAAUCAAGCGAUGUCAAAGAGGUGGUCGUUCGGAAGCGCAUGGCAAGCUUGAAUGCAAGUGCAAUGAUGGCAGCCACUUACGAGGUGGAACGUCAAUUGGACAAAUGCGAAGAGAAAAUGUACAAAGUCAGUGCCGAUGCAGACGAACGAAUUACACCGCCGAAAAAAGCUAAGGAGAUCAAAAAUGAAGUAUUCGAAUUAAAAGAUACAAAGCCCGUUUCGACGAACGUUGUAAUCGUUCAAGACACUGACGUAACAAUCACUGGAGUCUAUGUUAAUUCGACGCUUGGCUCGAGCCAAGAGGCUUAUUGUAAGAUGCAAUAUCGCGUUCAGUCUAGUGUAACUGAGGAGCGACUCGUUCGGCCAACGCCGCAAGAGCCACCCAAAUCGUACACUCCACUGAGUGCAUUAUCGUGUAUGCUGCCGCCAGGUAACGAAUGUGAUCCACACGGAGUACCAAUUGGAACCCCGUCGUCGUCAUCAUCAGGUUUGUUAUCGAUGCCGCCACCCGAUUGUGAGCCGCCGUAUCGAUAUCCACCGAUGUACGCACAUCCACCACAAGGGACCAUACAUCCGCAUUUACUUCAGCCACCGCCACCAAUACAUCAUCCAUCGAGUGCGUUUUGCCCAAUGCCACCACAAGUACAUCACGAUCCCACUGGGUAUUAUCAACCGGCUGGUCCAUUGAUAAAUCCUCAUCCUCAUUUAGUUGGCGGCCCUCAAAACCUAACCAAACAACCUACAUCGUCACCGUUAGACUCGGAAUCGCUGCAACAGUCGCAACAAUCGAGCUCAGUUGGCGAAGGACCUUCACACACGUUCCGAUAUCAGCAACCACCAGUGUCAUCACAAGCAAUACCUCAGCCACAGUUGCAAGUGCCACCGGUAUCACCGAUACCAAGCCAUUAUUCACGGGCACCGCAUCAGAUGCACUGUCCCACAUAUCCGCCAUCGUAUUACGCAUAUGGUCAGCAUCCCCGUGAUAUGUGCUAUUCGCCACCAUAUCAACCAGGCUAUUAUACACCAAAGGUCUAUCCAACCGCUUAUCGUCAGUACAUGCCAAGCACAUCAUACUAUCAAGCCGUUCCGCCAAGUGAACUGUACGAGCAUCCCGGAUCAAUGCAUCAAUCGCCAUUAAUUCCGCCGCCAGUAUCACAGCAAGCAGCUCAAUCGAUUCCAACAUCAACCGCACCAAUUCAACCUCAACCACAGCAAAUGCAAUCGCCCAACACCCAAUUAGUGCCGUCAAUUCCGAAUGCACCGCAUUUAGAACCCUAUCCACCAUACUAUACGCCCGGUUACAACCACGGAGGAGGCUAUACGCGUAGUAUACAACCUCCUUUUAUCGAUUCAUCACCAUACCAGGGCAGUUGCCCAUGUCCAAUUCAGUCGUUUCCAAAAAACGUGCAUAUUGGGCCUCUUAUUGGUAGCAAGACCGAUAAGGGCCCGUGCCAAAAAAACUCAUCACAUUUACACGACUCUGCAUUAAUAAAUCCAGUUCAAUUCAAGCAAGAGAACAAUAAAAACGGCGAUCUUGACAUUAUUGUAAAGCCAGAAAUUGUCGAUCCACUCACCCAAUACGAUACAAAUCAUAAAAGUAUCGAUUCCAUUGAUCGAUCGUAUGAGAAAAUAGCGCUGGUGCCACAACAUCAUCCGAAUUAUACAUUGAAUCCAAAAUUAUUGGAACAGCCCGAAAUGUCGAUCAGUCCAGCACGUGGUUCGAUCGGACCGGGCAUUCCAAAAAUUCAAGCCGGUGCAACACAACCGCUGGAUGUAUCGUUAGAAAAACCAAUAUCGACCUCAUUGAAUCAGUCAACACCAGUCACAAGUCGACGGGCUCGUGUUGGCAAGAGUAUGGCUCGCGAAAUGAUGCUGCAAUCACAUGCCGCCAUAAAUGAUUCAGCUCAUGAAAUGGACAUGGAUUUACAGGGAGAUUCACUAAGUGAAUCGAAGAGCAACAUUUGUGCAUCGACACCGAUCAAGGAACAGAUUCACAAUGACGAAUAUGAGAAGAAUACCACGAACACACCCCAUUUUCUGUCGACCACCAAACCAAUGAAUGGCACAUUCAUCAAACAGGAAGACGUUAAGAAGGAGUGUGAUGACGAUGUUCUACUGAUCUCGGACAAAUCAGAAACAGACACAAUUUCAUCGGAUCACGAAAAAUCCGUCGAUUGUAUACAAAUCAUCGAUUUGUCCAGUGACAAUGGCAUUAAACUUCAUACGGAUGAACAUUUGCCGAAAAGUAACUCGCUGAAACGUCACUGUGAGAAUGAGAGUUCGGCAGAUGAAAUCAUCGAUUUGGACGAAGACAAUGCCAUUACAACGGUGAAACGACGGAAAAUCCUCGAAUUCCAUAAAAAUCCCAGCAAAAAAUCACCACCAAAUAGUUACAAGAAUUUAAUAAAGCCUUCCGAUCCGAAAUCAUACUUGCGCCGAGCAGACUCAAGAGAUAAAGACCUAGCGAUCAAAUGUAGUACACCACGAACGGAUGAACAAACGAUAAAUCUAACACCAAAUGGUUCCAAUGAACAUGAUGCAUUCAGAAAUGGUACAUAUGAUGUUGAUGAUAACGAUGUUAAAACGAUUGAGAGCAGUGAAAACCGAACGGAAAGCCUUGGAAAAUCUGUGGAUGCCAUUUCAUUGACAAUGCCAUCGAUAGCUGAUGAAUUCCCACAAGAACUAUCGGCUACUGAAGAAGAAAAUUUCAUGUCGCAUCUCGACUCAAAUAGCGAAGGCGUUUCGAAGGGAUACUGUUCGGACAAUGAGGUUUUGUCACGGAAAAAGGAACGCCUUAAAACGAAACUGCAGAAAUGUGAAGGCCGAUCUCGUUCUGAAUCAAAGAAAUGUGGAAAGAUUCCAAAUGGCAAAUUGGCGACAAAGUCUGAGAAAUCAAAUCCAAAAUCGAGAAAGAGUUCGCGCGAUCGAUCGACAUCGUCUAGCAAAUCGAAAGAACGUGCUGAAAAACCACCAGCAGCGAAAAAGGCGAAACAAAAUUCGGACAAUGUGUCUCCAAGCAGAUCGUCAACGCCGGCUGCAAGCAAAAAGAAGAUCGAGUCGAAAAACAAAAAAUCAAAAACACCCAAAACGAAAAAGAGCUGUGAAAAAUCGAAGAAGACACCCGAAAAUCAAUCGUCGAACGAAUGCGACACGGACGAUGCAUUGCUGGACAAUGAAUCACACAUCCAAAAUAACAACAAUAACAUUUUGCUGGAUAAAAAUAAUCACAUGCAUUUGGAAGCACUGGUGGCUCCAACGUUUAACGUGAACAAAUCGCUGGCCACAAAGAAAUCCAAAUCACGUGGCAGCAAAUUCAGCAAUAAGAAGAGGCAUCGUGCUCGUCAUCCGAAGCACGUCGAAGAAGUGAUCAUUCCACGACAAACAUCAGCCGCACCACGAUGGAGCAACGGCUGGAAUUGGCUUGGCGAACCGUUUCAAGGAAAAGUGUUCCUUAAUAGUGACGAUCAUCAAGUGGUUCGAACGCGGUAUCCAGCGAUGCGACAUGACUGCGGAGAUAUCAUUCGACCGGGUGAUUGUGUGCUUUUGCGAGCUGGUAGCAAGAAAAAUGAACUUCCGUACGUUGCAAAAGUCGCAUCACUAUGGGAAAAUCCUGAAGAUGGUGAAAUGAUGAUGUCAUUGCUGUGGUAUUAUCGUCCUGAGCACACCGAACAAGGUCGUCAGCCGACCGAUUGCAUGGAUGAAGUAUUUGCAUCAAAACAUCAAGAUCACAACAGCGUUGCCUGCAUCGAAGACAAAUGCUAUGUGCUUACGUUCAACGAGUAUGGCAGAUACCGAAAGAGCAUUCGGGCCAUUGAGCAAGGAAUCGAAGAAGUUCCCUCAAUCGUUCCAGCUUUAAAACAAUCGACGGGUCGCGAAGUACCACUAAACACCAACAGUGAAUUGAUUCUAUUCUGUCGUCGUGUGUAUGAGUUUCGUUUGCGGCGACUAAUCAAAAACCCAUCAUAGGCUCAGCCACGGAAAUAUCAAUCAAGUGUGCAGCAGACACUUGAAACAAAAAAUUUAAAAUAAAACAUAACAUUUGAAAAUAGUUCCUUAUGAUGCAUAGACAAAAAUGCAGGAAGAUAAAAAUAAAGCAAAAAAAAAAUGUACAAGCAAAUUUUUUCUCCGAAAGAUUUGAUCGCAAACAAUCUUAUAAGGAAAUGCAAAACCAGAGAAAAUGUAAAAAUUUGAUUAAACACAAACAAACACAUAAAUUGACACAAAUGUAAAUGUUGUUGAAUUCAGGUCCAAUUAAUAAUUAAGAUUUAAUACAUACAUACACACACACACACAGAAAACGUAUAUAGAAAUGAGUUGAAUGUGUAUAGAAAAUAACCACAGUUAUGCUUCGAUGGAAAGCAUUUUGUUUCCAUAUUUGACAUGUAAGAUCAGAGCAAAACACUACUUUCCAUUUUGUUUGUAAAUUUACAAAGCGUUAGAGAUUCUAAUUAGGACGUAGAUCGUAAAUCUGUAAUUCCGUAUUCAGCCUUGGUGUAUUUAUAUAAACAACAUUCUGUCAUGCUACGUAACAGAUAAACAACGUGGAAAAGAUGAGAAAAAAAAUAAAUGGUAUAGUAUAUAUGUCCGGAUUGUAGCUAAAAUUUCGGAGCAAUUAUUAAGGAUAAUCAGUAUCUCAUCAAAUAUGGAACAAGAACGGUUCGAAUCAACCAAAAGGAUGUGUGUGAACAAAUAGAGGUCCGUGGUUUUUUUUUUAUUAUUCAAAAUCAAUGAGCAGAGAUAUGAUAGCCAUAGACAAGGAAUUGCCUCUGACAUUCUUUUGAUUGCUUCAUAAAAUCGUGUAACAUGAUCAUGGGAAUUUAUGAGUUUUUUGUUAAUUUUUUUGUUGUUUUAAGUGGAACAAACGGUUAAAUUUGCUACUGAGAAAUCGAUCCCAAAAUGUAAUCAACCACCAUUUUGUUGAAAACGCUUCAAAAGCGCCAAUUCUUGAUUUUGACUGUCAGAAAUUCAACAAGAGGAAAUGAAAAUGUAAAGUGAAAUGCUGUGAGCGGGUAUAAAUAUUUAAAAGCAACGAUGACAUCAACGGUGUGUCAUCGAAAUCCUAUCAUAUUUAUUUGAAACAGUUCUUGUACAUUCGAUUUUCGUCAGGAGACAUAUGCACGUGUAAAAAAAUGAAAGAAAAAACUGGGCUUUGUUCAAAACAACACACCUAUUUCAAGUUAAUUUAUUUUAAAUUAUUUUUAUGCCUAACACCGCGCUCCAUUAUUUCGGACGACUAAGAAUUACAUUGUACACAAAAAACCAACGGAGCAAAAUAAAUAUUUAAAUUGUAAAAAACAAAAAAAUACAAAUCGAUUUUGUCAAAGCAAAGGAAAAUAAAGCAGUUGACUUGAAGAAACGAAAAAAA